This is a messenger RNA of Xenopus laevis (African clawed frog), 3587 nucleotides long. RefSeq names its product mitogen-activated protein kinase kinase kinase 7-interacting protein 3 homolog. The transcript is spliced from 8 exons. Bases 254 to 2338 code for a protein of 694 amino acids. The record is from RefSeq and is a predicted model, not a curated record. NCBI's taxonomy places the organism in Eukaryota, Metazoa, Chordata, Amphibia, Anura, Pipidae.
UGACGUCACAGUCUCAUCUCGCGAGACUGUGACGAUUCGCUGGGUGAGCUGGCCUGAAGGGGUCUUGGAGCUGGACAUUUAAACGACGUUGCGGGACUUUUAAACAGCGAUCCGGGACUGCGGGCUGUGUUAUGAAAAGCGGCACUGUUGGGCGAUACAAAAUGCAGGAAGGGUCAGAAGAUCAUAACCACCGGAGGACUUUUUGAGUCCUUUCGUGUCUUUUCUGAGUAUUACACUGCCACCGGGCCCUGUGAUGGCGCAGAGCAGUCAGCAACUUGACAUAAAGGUAUUAAAUGAUCUUCAGCAACGCUUCCCAGAGAUUCCACGGGAUGUGGUUUCUCGGUGCAUGCUGCAGAACAACUGCAAUCUUGAUGCUUGUUAUAGAGCUCUUACACAAGAGAGUUGCAAGUACCUGUAUAUGGAAUAUCAUAAUUUAGAUGAAGCACGAAUGAACAGUAAUCAUUUGCACAUAAACCUCGGCAUUCAUCCAAGUAGCUCAUAUCAUACAGGAGAUGGGGCACAGGUUAAUGGACGUCCACUGGUUCACAGCUCAAGCGAUGGACACAUUGAUCCACAGCGCUCUUCAGGCAAGCUUUUGUGUCUUGUUCCAGAACCCCAUUCUGCUCCAGCAGUUGUGGCACAAAAUUACAAUCCAUUCUUCUUGAAUGACCAGAAUCGAAAUUCACCAACACCCCCUCCACAGCCAGUUCAGCAACCAGGUGUGGGCACGUCUGCUAUGCAAGCUUCUCUGCCUACUUAUAUGCAUGUACCUCGUUAUAGUGCAAAUCCUAUAACUGUAACAGUGUCACCUUCUGGCCACAAUGUUCCUAGAGCUUUACAGAUAGUUCCUCAAGUUCAGAACAAUCCCUAUGGAACACCUAUUUACAUAAGACAGCCAUCACAGAAUUCUCCUGGCAGACAGACCACGCAGAACACUCCUUGGCCACCUUCACCUCAAGCUGUUCUUCCCCAUUACAAUCCAUGUCCUCCUUAUCCUCAAAGUUUUCAAACUACACAGUAUUCUCCGAAACAGCCUCAGAUUCCACAGUCUGCUUUUCAAUCCCCACCAACUUCACAAUGCACUUCUCCCUACAGUUCUCCACAACAUCAAGUGCAGAACAAUCAACUGAGCCACCAAACUUCACAUGUGUUUUUGCCACCCAGCCCAUCAACAGUGUCACCUUAUCUAUACCAGCAGGCACCUCCUCCCUAUCCUAAGCAAAGUAGCCAUUCUCUUGCGUAUCAUCCCUAUGGACCUGGUCUAAACAAGGGACCUAUGAACAAGAUAGAAAUCACAGUUGAAUCGCAACAAAGACCUGGACCCACUUUGAAUAGAAGUCCGUCACCAAUAAAUAACCAUUCUGCCCAAAGAAGCCAACAACAUCCCGUUUAUGGUUCAAAUGCACGUUCAGGGUCACCUUCAAGGGGAAUAUCUAGCCAGCCAAAGGCUUCAUACAGUGGCAGCCCAUUAUUUAUAACUUAUUCACAACCACCUACAACCACUGGGUCUCCAACCCCUUCUUCACGUGUUUUGAUGUCUCCGUCUAACCCAACCGUGUUUAAAAUCACUGUUGGACGUGCCCCAACCGAAAAUUUGUUAAAUAUAGUGGACCAAGAGCAACAUCCCAGCACACCAGAGCCUAUACAGCCCAUUUCCUUGUUGCCAGUUUCUGGUGGAGAUAAAGGAAUCCAUAAAUAUCACAGAAGUUCAAGCUCGGGGUCAGAUGAUUAUGCAUAUACCCAAGCCUUAUUACUGCAUCAAAGAGCAAGAAUGGAGCGGCUGGCUAAAGAGCUGAAACAUGAAAAAGAGGAGCUGGAAAAACUGAAAACAGAAGUUAAUGGCAUGGAACAUGAUCUAAUGCAGCGCCGCCUCCGGCGAGUGAGCUGUACAACUGCAAUUCCAACUCCAGAAGAAAUGACCAGACUGAGAGGCCUCAACAGGCAACUCCAAAUAAAUGUUGACUGUACACAGAAAGAAAUUGAUCUGCUUCAGUCACGAGGAAUGGGAAAGCUUGAUGUAAAAGCAAUGAGUAACUUUUAUGACAACUUGGCACCUGGACCUGCUGUUCCACCUAAUACUUGUAAAAAGGAGUCAUCAGAAACCACUUCAGGAGAGAGGAAAGCCAGACGAAUAAGUGUAACCUCCAAAAUGAAAUCUGACCCUCCUGAUUUACAGGCUCCUACUAGUUUGGAUAUUGUGCAUAGGCAAAGGUCCAGCCCAAGACCAGCAAGAGAUGAAGAUUUUGAAGGGUCUCCCUGGAACUGUAAUAGCUGUACUUUCCUCAAUCACCCUGCACUAAACCGCUGUGAACAGUGUGAGAUGCCACGAUUCACCUGACUUCACUGUAAAAGCCUUCAUUUUGCUUGACGUUUUAAUAUUGAUUCUAUCUAGCAUGCAAGUAAGGAACCUUGCUUAAGUCAGCUGGAUCAACAAGCUGAGACCAGCUGCAGAGAAGGACUUGGGAAUAUUGGUUACAAAACCAAUAAUGGGAGAACCAUGGUGAUGAUAUGGCAGAAUGCUCUCUACAGUCUUGUCCAUGCAUGAUGGAGGUCUCAAGAUGCUGGUCAUUUGGUUGCCAUCAUUUGUUUCUCCAAAAGAAAAAGAAACUCCAAGAUUGUAUAGAAGCAAAUGAAGUGAUUUGCUGACCAAUUAUCUGGACAUAUUAGAAAAACACAGGUGAAAUGGGACAAAAUAUUAUAUUCUGCUUCUUGUAAGCAUCCUACUGAAUGAAGACUUUAGUUGUGGUGUUGUAGUAUAACACAAAUUUCUGAAGCCUACUCGGAAACAAAAAAGGAAUUGCUGCUUUAUUCAGAGUAACUGUGUCCAUAUGAAAUGAGAAAUGCUGUUAUAAAAAGAAUCGCGGGUGUGAAAUCAAGGGUUUUAGCCAUACCUUUCUAGAAUAUAUUAUAAAAGCGAUAUUGCUGCCCCCUUGGUUUAUGCUGUGUCAUGAAACUACUGGUAAUGUUAACAAUCAUUAUUAUAAAAAGAUGGAGAUACUGCUGCAUGUACUUUCUUCCCACCCUAUUCUGGUUAUACCCGAACGCUUUGUAAGCGCAUUAAACACAACCUUAUGUAUAAUUGCUCAGGUGGAGCAUAUGGCAAAGAUGCCAAACACUGAUGUACUACUAUAUGGAAAAUACACACUAAUAACAUGUUAUUCCUUCAUUCAUACAUACAUAGAUAUAUUCACCAUCCAUGCAUAGAUGUGCAUUCUGUGUGUGAGCUUCUGUGAAUCAUGCUUGAUGUUUACAGCACAGGAAGAUACUUUGUGCCCUUACAGACCCAUAAUAUCUGCUGAAGAUCCAAGAUUCGAUAUAGCUGUGUUAUUUGCACAUUGUUAAUACACCUGCUUAUACAAAUGAAGGCAAAAAUCGAAAUAUUGUGCACUGCAUUUUUUUUUUUUUUUUUAAAGUUUUUAAUUUUGUUAGCAAAAAAAGAAAAACAAACAAAAAAAAAAUUGAAACACAUAUAUGGUUUUGAAAUCAUGUUGGUACUUCUAAUGCAUUUAAAUUCCUGUAUUGUGAAGGUGAUUGGUUUGCAUCCUGCAAUUUGCUGAAGUAAUAAAGCAUCCAAUUGUUUUGUGAAA